Adelges cooleyi (spruce gall adelgid) is the source of this 870-nucleotide messenger RNA. RefSeq lists its product as uncharacterized. Lineage: Eukaryota; Metazoa; Arthropoda; Insecta; Hemiptera; Adelgidae. Bases 109 to 789 code for a protein of 226 amino acids. The record is from RefSeq and is a predicted model, not a curated record. The transcript has 11 exons.
CCCAUAUUCACAAAAAACAGUUAAUUUAACAAGCUGAUCUACCUGAUGAUUUUCAUUUCAAUCAUUAAAAUAAUAUAGGUGUACUAUAAAACUUCAAAUAUUAUAAAUAUGAAACAUUUAUGUAUUUUAAUAUCAUUUGCCUUUGUAAAUAUUUCGGUUGCUGUAUGCGGUGAAUAUAUAAAGCAGAUGAUCAUGACAAACAAACACAUUGAGCAAGCAGGAGCUAAAUUGCCGGAAAUAAUUGAACGUAUUGUUCUUUAUGUGUCAAAAUAUAAGAUAGAGGACUUAUCGCUCAUGUUGGCUGUACCAGAAAGUGAAUACGUGCACCCAACGCGAAUGUUACAAUGCCAAGGUCAAAUGCGAUCAGAAGUAAGGCGCACAAUAGGUCACUAUAGACCUUUGAUAAACGAAAGCGAUUUUGAAGAGGUCCAAAGAAAUGGUCUUAUUAGUUUAGGAAUGGCAAGAAGAAAUAUAACUAGAGAAGCUGUAAAAACUUUAAUUCUUGCUCGUAUAGAUAAAAACCGAAAUCGAGCUGUACCAAUGGAAUAUUUCAAAGAUUCUCCCGUGAUGUGUCGUUUUAUAGGAUUGUUCAGAAGUAUUAAAUACCCCAAUGCAUACAUAAUAGAAGCGAAGAUUGACGAGACUGAAACUUGUACUCUUAAAGAUUUGAACGGGAUCGUUAUCAGAUAUAAAACCUCCAUUCUAGGCAAUAUUUGGAGUUUAAACUCUAAUAAUCAACUAGCUAAACCAUUUGCUGCAGAGUUAAAUAAUUUGGAACUGGAAUCAUAAGGAUUACAUUUUUUACAGCACUAUUGGUAUCAAAUUUAAAUAAUUUUUUCAUACUGCAGUAAUAUUCAAGUUGUCAAUAAA